UGUAGUUUAAUCUUUCUACCGAUUUAACGCGCAUCACCUUUUGAAAGCAAGUGCUAACAAACAUUUCAGAACAGCAUUUCACGGUUCUCUUAGCGUUUUGUGUCAAAUUCAGGCGAUGCUUGUAUGUUUUCUCGCUCCGCCCGCACCAGAAAGUUACUUUUUGUGACUUUAUUUGGGUCAAAAUGUUGUUGCUGAAGCUAGUUCCGCCUUGCAUUCUCCCUGUUAAGGACAGCAACGACAAGUGUCAAAAGUAGCUAAUCGGGGACGAGAUACAACGGGAUACAGGAAAACCACGUCUAUUGCCUUUUGGAUACACUUCAACACGAAUUAGCAGGUUACAAUAAAAGGUGCUGACAUCAUUUUGUUGCUUAGUUUUCCCACUGCAACCAGAAGUCACAGCCAAUCAGCGAGGACAGCGUUUCUGGGGAAGAAUUUAUCCACGAUCAAUGAUCUCCAGUAGAACAGCUGCUAACUGCUGAGGUUUGGACACUGUGAUGGAAAAUCCUGGCGAUGAGGUGGACCUGCAACACAGCACAACAGGUGGUGAAGAUGAGAACUCUGGUGGGGAACCAGCUCCAACCAAGGGCAAAGGCAAGUUCUCCAAAAUGGGAAGGAUUUUCAAGCCCUGGAAAUGGAGAAAGAAGAAGCCAAGUGAAAAGUUUGCUGAAACAUCGAUAGUCUUAGAAAGAAGGAUUUCUGUCAGAAAAAGUCGCCAAGAGCUGAUUGCCAGAGGGGUUUUAAAGGAUUUACCAGAGAAUGAGAGCAAUGAUGUUAACCACUCCAAAGCUCCACCAGUGAAGAAUGGGCACCCUGUGCCAAUGGACGUGGACAGGAUGUCUGAACCAGGGGUGCGAGUGUCCAAAGGGGAAUCCGAAAUCAAGGUGAAUUCCCUCAGGCUACCCCAAGUAGAGGAACGUCGAAGCAGAGUGCAGUCCGAUGCCUCCCGAAGUAACCGGGCACCUCUGGAUGUGGACAAUCACGCACGGCUUUCUGUGGACGUGGACAGACGAAGCCGUCUGCCAUCAGAUGUUGAUAAGAAAGCAGGAUCGUUACCCCGAGGACCUCUGCAGGAUGAUAGAUACCGCAGAGAAGAGAGGAGAGAUGGCAAAGAUGAGGACAGAUUAAGGAAGAACAGGGAAGACUUAGAAAGAAGGGAUUGGCGAGAGGAAAAGGAAAAAGAGGGGGGAGUCGACCGGAGAGAGAGGCGAGAUGACAGAGAGAAGAGAGAUGAAAGAACAGAGAGACACAAUAGGGAAAGAAGAGAUCGCGAGGAGCGGGAAAGGAAGGAUCGUGACGAGAGAGAACGCAGAGAUCGUGACGAGAGGGAACGAAAAGAUCGUGACGAGAGGGAAAUUAGAGACAGGGAUGAGAAGGAACGCAAGGAACGGGAUGAUAAAGAAAAGAGGGAGGACAGGGACAAAGAUAAGGAUCGGCGGCUUGAGAGGGAAAAGAGAGAAACCCGAGAUGAUAGAAAAGAUGAGGACAGGGAGAGAAAAAACGUCAGAGUGGAAAAAGACGAUAGGGACAAAUUGGACGAAUGGGCCAAGAGGAACGAAAGAGAGCAAAGAGAUGAUCGGGAAAAGCCAGAGCAUCAGCGGUCUGUGGCUGACCCGCGGCCUAUCACCAGGCCCGUCUCUGAGAUGGACUUGCGGCCUUCUCUACAGAAGAGCUCCUUAGAGGACAACAAGAGGGUUCGCCCAGCCUCAGAGGCUGACAAGAGAACUACCCUGCCCAGAUACAACCCGGCUGCAGAGUUCAGAGAACGCUCAGAAUCCACUGGUGUCCGCUUCGCCCCUGCUCCUCGUCCAGCACAAGACUCUCAGCAGGAACCUUCCCUGCCCAAACAUGCUCUGCUUCCCCCCAAAUUUCUCACUGCAUCCUCUGCUGAGCCCAGCAAGAGUCAAACCCCAUCCUCUUCUUCAUCCUCCUCUUCCUCUUCCUCCUCCACUGCUUCUGUAGCUGUGGCCAAGCCGCCGAGGACAGUCUCCCUAAUAUCUGACGACCCACCACGUCUCUCCUCUGCUGCUCCUUCCUCCGCCGACUCCGACACGCCACCCCCUGUCCCUCCCCACGCCAAGCAGCCUCCUGUCCCUCCACCCAAACCCACCAACCGCAACAGCAACCCUGCACUGCUCGCUUCCUCAUUGAACAGGGGCUCUAAGGUCAGGCAGCCCUGUUACUGGACCAGCUGGAGACGGCAGAGUGAGCUCGGCCUGUACCUUUCUCUACCUGUAUACCUGCGGCACAGAACGGUCCAGACCGGCUCAGCUGAGCUUUCACAGCCUGUCAGCGGUGUCGUCAUAGUGCCACCACCCGCUAAGCGCUCGCCACCGACACCGCCAAAGAGGAUGACCCCUGUCGCCAAGCGCCAUUCUGUGGAUCCCUCUCCUUCCAGUCAGGACCCAGAGUCUCCCACCACUGUUCCAGCUUCUGCCCCUGUACAGAUGCCCCCUGCUGUCCUUAAAGUAGAUAACAUUGAGGACAAGACCAAUGCAGCAGCUCCUCAGACCUCUGCUGAGCCUUCACCACCGUCCCACAUACCUCCAUCUCCUCCAAGGGUCCAGUCACUCCAGCCACUUAGCACCACCUCCUCUGCCCCUGUGCCCACUGUGCAAACGGAUCCCCCCAGCCCGACCACUGAGCCUCCCAGCCAGCAUCCAUCCAUCCCCUUACACAUCCUCAUCCAGAGAGCCCUGGCCAGCCCCGGCCCAGCUCAGCCCAACCCCGACGGCUCCAAGAGGGCCCACUCACUUCUGUUUGAGUCUCCUCCAGAAUUCCUCACCGAGCUGGGGGGAAACCCGCGGCACUCUCUCCCUAUCUCCAUUGAACCUCUCCGGCUGCCAGAAGACGAUGACUUUGACAUGGAGGAGGAGAUGCGGAAGCUUCAUCCUCAGAGGCCUCCUCGCCAGCCGGAGCUGGAGCCCCGCAGCAGGAGGGGUGUGGUUGGAGAACUCAGGGUGAGUGUCAUCCCUGAGGUUGGAGGUCCUGGGGACAGUGAGGAAGAGUCUGACUCGGACGGCCCCAUUCUGUACAGAGACGACGACAACGACGACGACGAUGAGGAGGGCCCGCCAAGUGGGCUGGCAAGUCGUGUGAAGAGGAAGGACACGUUAGCCCUGAAGCUGGAGAGACAGGAGAAAGAAGAAAGGGAGAACCAGGAGAAUCAGGAAAACAUGAGUUGGCAAAACCGAGAGCAGUGGAUGGCAGUGAAGAACAAGAUCAGCACCGCACUGACACGGCGGCUGAGUCAGAGACCAUCAGCAGAGGAGCUGGCACAGAGAAACAUCCUUCAAGCCAAGAAUGAAGAUGAUCGGCGAUUAGAGAGAAGCGAGAUCAAACGGAGGCUCACGAGAAAGCUGUCCCAGAGACCCACAGUGGCUGAACUCCAGGCCAGGAAGAUCCUGCGUUUCCACGAGUACGUUGAGAGCACCCACGCCCACGACUACGACCGGCGAGCAGAUAAACCGUGGACUAAGCUCACUCCUGCUGACAAGGCUGCCAUCCGCAAGGAGCUCAAUGAAUUCAAGAGCUCUGAGAUGGAAGUUCACGAAGAAAGCAGGAUCUAUACCCGGUUCCAUCGGCCUUAGCUGUCGAUGCUGACCCGUGAAGCAAUCAGACCGGGGGAAGUGAGGAGUUACAAGUCCCUCUCCUCACCACGAACCUAACAUGUGGUCCAUUUGUUCCGUUUUUACUGACUGCCUGCUUCAGCUGAUCACUGGAACCAAAGCAAAAGAAGCCACAAUUGGUUCAACCCAAUGGUGGUUAACAGACAUACUCCAGGUCUUCGACUGGGCAAUUCAGGACAGGAGGAGUUUGUCAGUGCGUCCAUGAUGGAGGUACCUGGUGCCAACACUGAUCCCCCUCCUCUGGGCUGGGGGCUCACACAGUUAGAUUGAACAGAAAGGAUAACUGUUGGAGGAUUAUAACACUGUGGGGAAACCACUCUUCCCAUGCCUUUACCUGCCUUUAUAUUUAAUUUUCUCCCUUCCUAGCUGAACAGGAAGACUGUGCACAUAAAGAGAUCAUCCUAGUUCAUGUAAACAACGUUGAUGGUACCCCCAAACUAAUAGAAACUUUUUUUAAACUCUUAUAUACAAUAUGUACAUGUUAGGUACUGCACAUGUCUACCUAAAGGUGCCUCACAGCACCUGCCUUACUCAUCACGUGGUCUCACAAGUUCAAGUCAGACAAAAUGUGAAAGACUUGGGACAGCAGUAUGUUUCCUAUUUAAAUCUCAGUUAGUGCUCUAUUUAAAUCAACAGUUUGAGCUUAAUGUGUAGACCCUCAGAGGGCUGAUUCCAACCUAAUAUUCUGGAAGUGUGCAUUUUACUGUAUUUCUUUGAUCAUUUAAAUGAUUCUCAUGGAGCACAUGUCACUAGAUUAUUUUCUAAUAAGGCACUUUAUGUUCCUUAAUUGGGUGUGUAGAACAUUUAAACGUUUGGAGCCUAUAAUUUUGUUGAUAAUUGAAUUAUUCCAGCUGGAAAAUGUACAUAUUUUUAUUUUCCCUGCUGUUUUAUGGUACUUAAUAUCUGCAAGUCCAUAGUUGGCUGCAAUUGUAUAGAUCAGUUAUAUAGAUGUGAUUGACUUUAUAAUGUACAUCCACCGUAAUGCUGACAUGUUUUAAUUGUAAAGUAUUUCGCAAAUGUUAUUUUCAAGUAGUAAUGGUACUUUUUUGAUACAGAGAUCUUUAAAACAUUUUUUUUUGCAAAGAACACUGUAUAAAUGAACAAUCCACUCAGAAAUUAAAAUAACCUGUGAUUUUCAUUU
Messenger RNA from Etheostoma cragini (Arkansas darter), 4767 nucleotides. RefSeq names its product phosphatase and actin regulator 4a (gene phactr4a). Gene Ontology annotation, molecular function: actin binding. The coding region runs from base 495 to 3587 and encodes 1030 amino acids. Lineage: Eukaryota; Metazoa; Chordata; Actinopteri; Perciformes; Percidae. The transcript has 16 exons. Gene Ontology annotation, biological process: actin cytoskeleton organization; neural crest cell migration. The record is from RefSeq and is a predicted model, not a curated record.